Molecule: messenger RNA, 1015 nt
Organism: Drosophila suzukii
Lineage: Eukaryota; Metazoa; Arthropoda; Insecta; Diptera; Drosophilidae
Gene: boly
Product: borrelly
Source: RefSeq, a predicted model, not a curated record
CGAGAACUUUUCUUCGAAAUCCGAUAAAAGAUCGGUAUCACAUUUCAUAACGACGCUCACGAUGAAAAUUUCGCAGUGACCCACAUUUUUUUUAUAUUUUUUAAUCCAAGACUAAAUUAUUUCAGUGUGUUCAAAACCUUUGCAACUCAGUUGAGUCUAUACUUUGAUUUCGGCUUCAUUACAAUAAGAUAAUGCUGGCGAAGAAUACGCUUUUCCGAGCACCGGCCGCAUUGAGGAGCGGAAUAGCCUUAAGGGCUAACCAGGUGCGUGGCAUGGAGACGCUGUACGAUCCGUACGAAGAUGGGGUGCCCCAAAUGCCGGGCCAGAGAAAGGAUCUGAAGAAGAACAAACCGGUGGACAAGACGAAGGUGCCGCUGAAGGACAUCUGCUGGAUUGCGAUGCGGCGCUCGGAGUACAAGUGCCGCUCCGAUCCCGAGUUCAAUGUGCCGGCCUUCAUCGACUCCCGCAAGAGAUGCCUCGGUGGUCCCUGUGCGAGUUCCUAUCCGCCGACGGAUCUCACCCUCUACAAGCCUUCCGACAAGCUGAGCAAGAAGUAUCAGCGCACCUGGUGCGAGUGCGAGCUGGAGGAGCGGAAGAGGAAGGCCGUCUGCCGCUGCCGUCCGCCGAACUUCCUGCGGCGGCCCCGCCGAACGCCACCGCUCCAGGAGUCCAAGGUCUGCCCCGAUGGCAACGAGAGCCUGGGGCUGGGGCUGUGCCGCCCGCCGCCGGUGGCAAGCUCCUGCCCCCGGUUCAAGCUGCCCUUCUGCAAGCAGGCCAGCUCGGUUGGCUGCCGGCCAGGACGACCCCAUGCCGGCUGCGUUCGCCGCAGGACGAAGUACCCCAGCUUCUCGGAGUGCAAGUCGCACCCACUGCCCGACGUCCCGCCCACCCAGUGCUUCUGCAUCAACCAGCCGCCCAUGUGCGUGGUGUGGAACUACUACCGCAUGAAGAAAUCCUAGAUGCCUAAGAACUUGCCGAUUACCAUACAUCUGUUUCGAAUAAACAAUAGAACAGA